AUGGCAUCGUCAUCGCAAGACUUCGUCAAGCCCUGGAGGCUCCCUGCUCAGAAAACAUACAUCUUCACCAACGCCAACGUCAUCGACCCCGUCGGAGGCACACUUCUACCGGAUGCAACAGUCAAGAUAUCCGGCGGGCUGAUCGAAUCAGUCUCAUCUGACACAGCCCUCUCGGGCGCCGAGGACGCGACCACGGUCGACCUGGCCGGCAGAUAUAUAUGCCCCGGCCUGAUCGACGCCCACGUCCACGUCGUCGCCGCACCAGGCGAGGCGGACCUAGCCGGGUGCGUCGCCAUGGACGCCGCCGUCUCCAUGACGCGGCAGCCAUUCGUGGCCAAGCAGAUGCUGGCGCGCGGCUUCACGACGGCGCGCGACUGCGGCGGGGCGGGGCUGGCGCUCAAGCAGGCCAUCGCCGACGGCGUCUUCCCCGGGCCGCGGCUGUUCAUCGCCAACCACGCCCUCUCGCAGACGGGCGGGCACGCCGACUUCCGCGGGGCGCACGACCACACGCAAUGCUGCGGCGGGCACGUCACCGGGCUGGGCGUGCUGUGUGACGGCGUGCCCGAGUGCAUCAAGGCGGCGCGCGAGCAGCUGCGCACCGGAGCCGACUUCAUCAAGAUCAUGUGUGGCGGCGGUGUUGCGUCGCCGACGGACGCGCUCGAGCACACGCAGUUCACGGCCGACGAGGUGCGUGCCGUGGCCGAGGUCGCGCGCGGGUACAACACGUGGGUGACGGCGCAUGCGUAUACGCCGCGAGCCAUCCGGCACGCUGUCGACAACGGCGUCACGGGCAUUGAGCACGGCAACUUCAUCGACGAGGCGACGGCCGAGUACAUGGCGGAGAGAGGGGUGUAUCUGACUCCGACGCUGAUUGCGUACGACGCCAUGGCUCGCCGGAAGGGCUUUCUGCCGCCGGAAAGUCAUGUGAAGAACGAGGAGGUGCUGGCCCAGGGCUUACAGGCGCUUGAGAUUGCGUCCAAGGCGGGCGUUACCAUGUGCUACGGCUCCGACUUGUUGGGCCCGCUGGGGAUGGAGCAGGCGGGCGAGUUUGGGUUGCGGGCCAAGGUGCUGAGCGCUGGGCAGGUGUUGCAGAGCGCAACGGUCAACGCGGCGAAGAUGUUAAGGCAGGACGGGUUCCUGGGGCAGGUCAAGGCGGGAUUCGCAGCCGACAUGCUGGUUUUGAAUGCGAAUCCGUUGGACGACAUUCAAGUGCUGGACCGGCCGGCGAAGCACCUGCUGGCAGUCAUCAAGGACGGACGCGUGUACUCGAGCAGGUGGUCGAAGUUGGCGGAAGACGUAACGGUAGACGAGGCCUUGAUCGAGUGA
Molecule: messenger RNA, 1326 nt
Organism: Diplodia corticola
Lineage: Eukaryota; Fungi; Ascomycota; Dothideomycetes; Botryosphaeriales; Botryosphaeriaceae
Product: amidohydrolase
Exons: 1
Coding region: 1-1326 (441 amino acids)
Molecular function (GO): hydrolase activity, acting on carbon-nitrogen (but not peptide) bonds
Source: RefSeq, a predicted model, not a curated record